Penicillium crustosum is the source of this 1110-nucleotide messenger RNA. RefSeq lists its product as uncharacterized. The coding region runs from base 1 to 1110 and encodes 369 amino acids. The record is from RefSeq and is a predicted model, not a curated record. The transcript is spliced from 2 exons. NCBI's taxonomy places the organism in Eukaryota, Fungi, Ascomycota, Eurotiomycetes, Eurotiales, Aspergillaceae. Gene Ontology annotation, molecular function: oxidoreductase activity, acting on the CH-OH group of donors, NAD or NADP as acceptor.
AUGUCAUCCUCAACCCCCCAGUUUUUAAAAACAACAGCCAAAAUAUCCCACUCAACCCCUGGCUCAACCAAUCCACACACCAACCUCCUGACGAUCGACACACUAAUAAGCAUCCUCUCCAAAUCCCUCCUCAACCCCUUCAUAGCCUGGAUUUUUGUUCUCUGCCUGCGCGCACAGGUAACACCAUCAACAGACCCAGCCUGGAUUAUCGCCGUGAGCUAUGCAACGGCUCUGACAGUCCUCUUCAUCGCGCGAAUCAUCAACCAGCGCGCCGCCCAUGGCGCGCCGCGCACAGUCGAUUUCGAGCAUGAGGUCGUGGUCAUCACCGGCGGCGCGAGUGGGCUAGGUCUGUUGAUUGCGCAGAUGUAUAGCAUGCGUGGGGCGAGUGUCGCUGUGCUUGAUAUCAAGGUUGUCCCGGAAGAUAGCCGUGACGAGGUCUUUGGAGAGGGCGUUUUGUAUAUUACGUGUGACGUCGCGGACAGAGGCGCCUUGAAGCUUGCGAGGGAGAUGAUUUUGCAAGAGCUAGGAACACCGACGAUCGUUAUCAACUGUGCCGCGGCCAGGAUCAACGGCCUCUCGCUGCUUGACCUGCCAGCGGACGCGUUCGAAAAGACCAUCCGCACUAACCUGCUGGCGGCUUUCCAUCUGUACCAAGUCUUCUUGCCUGGGAUCAUCGCAGCGGAGAGUGGAGGAACCCUCGUCACAGUCAGCUCGGUGCUGGGCCAGCUGAGUGCUGCGGGACUGUCAGACUAUGCAGCGAGCAAAGCCGGACUUAGCGCGCUGCAUCGGACAAUAGAAGCGGAAAUUCGGGGGAACCCGUUGAUCAAGACAUUGCUGGUGGAGGUUGGGCAGAUGUCGACGCCGUUGUUCGACUGGGUGCGCGCGCCAAACCAAUUCUUUGCGCCAGUAUUGGAACCGGUCGAAGUUGCCCGGGAUAUGGUAGCAGCAAUUGAUAGCGGUCGAGGUGGUGUGAUCAGAUUGCCUAUUUAUGCAAAGCUCGUGAAUUGGUAUGCCGUGCUACCCGCUUCGGUGCAGCGGGUUGCGAGAUAUCUGAGUGGAAUAGAUGCUGCUGUGACUCAAAGCCGGCAGACAUCUGGGAAGACAGAUUGA